Molecule: messenger RNA, 526 nt
Organism: Penaeus indicus
Lineage: Eukaryota; Metazoa; Arthropoda; Malacostraca; Decapoda; Penaeidae
Product: pro-resilin-like
Exons: 3
Coding region: 35-424 (129 amino acids)
Cellular component (GO): extracellular matrix
Source: RefSeq, a predicted model, not a curated record
GGGCCGCAUCAGUUCUAUCUGAAAGCACCGCACCAUGAACACCAAGGUCUUCAUCCUCCUGGGUCUUGCAGCCAUUGCUGCUGCCGACAGCUUCGAAUCCUUCGAAUAUAGGCCACCAAGGCGGUCCUCUGAAUCCUUCGAGUCGUACGAGUCAGGUGAGGCCAAGUACGACUUCAACUGGGCCGUCAGCCACGAUCCCUCAAGCAACGAGUUCGGACACCAGGAAGCCCGUGACGGUGAAGACACUCAGGGAUCCUACUACGUGCAGCUCCCCGACGGCCGCCUGCAGACCGUCAAGUACUUCGUGGACGGCGACUCCGGCUACGUGGCUGAGGUCAACUACGAGGGCGAGGCUUCUUUCGAGUCUGGUUCAUCCGAAUCCCGUGAAUACAGAUACGUGUACGACUCCAACGAGUCCAAGUAAAUCAUUAAUUACGUCUGAAUUCUGAUUACCAAUGACAACUGAAGAACUAAUUGUUUAUUCUGUACAAAUAUUUAUUAAUCUACAUAAAUUAUUGCAAUGACA